GCUUUGAAUAAUGAGGGGAGAAAUGGAUACAACAUAUAGGUAUUGUGCUCUGGCAUAGUAAAAAUAAAAAAGUGGUCUAGAUUUGUCUCGUGAUAUCAACCCACCGGUUACUAUCUUGGUUAUCAUCUGUAUUCAAAACGAAAUAAAUCAUGCAAUAAAUGUGCCCAAUAAUUUUGCUAAGGGCCAUUAAAUAUAUUUUUUCUUUAACCUUCAAGUAUGACAGGCAGAGACAUAUAAUAGUAUAGACUAGAAGUCUCUGUUCACGGUAGAUCAUUAUGAGCGUUUGCGUUCAAUAUUUACAUACUAGGGUUAUCUCCCCGAAUAGCAUACUUUCAGUUUCCAGCAGAUGACGCCACUUGCUCUUCCUUACGUCAGUUGCUGUUUAUCAUACACAUGCAUUACAGUAGCUGCUUUCAGCCGGGAAAGAACAGAUGUCGGCAUGAUAAACAGAGGUUAUACAUAGAGUCUGCCAAGUUACCAAAGAGAAUGAGAGGGAGAGAAGCCAAGGAAAACUCAAGAUGGUAGGGAGAGGAACUGCCCUAUCUUCUCAGUCCUGUAUUACCAGACAUGUUGGAACAUAACACAAAAUACCUGUGCCCACGUUUGGUGGAUUACAUCAUAAUCGUGGGCAGCAGGCAUCCUAACCACAACAAUAAUGUUGCACAAACACCAGAACUUCUUCGACGCUAUCCACUGGAGGAUCACCAAGAUUUUCCUCUACCGCCUGACAUCAUUUUUUUCUGUCAACCAGAAGGAUGCAUCAGUGUAGGGCCGAAGCGUAUGAGUCUGAGAGAGACAACUUCAUUUGUAUUUACACUUACAGAAAAAGACUCUGGGUUAGUUAGAUAUGGCAUCUGUGUUAACUUUUUCCGGCCAAUAGAAAAGAAAUAUUCGGAAAAAUCGAAAGUCUGAACGUUUUUAUGGAGGAAAGCAGAUGGAAAUACAUUAGGUGUUAAUAUUGACUCUGAUGGCCGGCAGAGGUCGCCAAGAACUAGUCGUAGACUUAAAACAGCUGGGCGUGUAAGGAACAAUACUCUCACUUCAUUAUGCAUCGUCAGUCAUCAUCCCUUCUUUUCGACAUUCCGAGAAUGCAUGUUUAUACUAAGAAAACUUGUUGAUUCAUGUCAUGACCGAAGUUGUACGAAAAGAAUUGGUGGAUCCAGAGGCUCUUCAAGAGACACAGUAUGGGGAGUGCUGACUGGACAAGGUACAGACAACAUUACAGGGCUAGUGAUGCACGAGGUCAAGGAGAUUGAGACUUGGAUCCUACGCCUGCUGAGUGCACCUGUACCAGUCCCGGGCAAGACACGUGUUGAGGUACAGGUGCUGCCAAAGGAUUUACAGCCCCCAUUGUUAUUUGCCCUGCCAGACCACACCCGGUUCUCCCUCAUCGACUUUCCCCUCCACCUACCCCUUGAGCUCCUUGGUGUAGAUACCUGCCUUAAAGUCUUAUCUGCUAUCAUGCUCGAAUACAAGGUGGUGAUGCAGUCUCGGGACUACAACGCACUCUCUAUGAGUGUGAUGGCCUUUGUGACCAUGCUCUACCCCAUGGAAUACAUGUUUCCAGUAAUCCCACUUUUACCUACCUGUAUGUCGUCUGCUGAGCAGCUGUUGCUUGCACCUACUCCUUACAUCAUUGGAGUGCCUGCUAGUUUCUUACCCUACAAAAAUGGUUUCAAGGUACCCGACGAUGUUUGGCUGGUCGAUCUUGACUCAAACAAGAUGACAAUGGGCAGGCUUGAGGACAUCCCACCAUUCCCUGAACCUGAAGGCACCAUGUUGAAAAACCAUCUCAGACAGGCUCUGGCUAGUAUGAGUAUGACACCACAGCCAAUCAAAAACCUGGAUGCCCUCGCUCAGAACCCAGACACCAUGAAAAGACGAGAAAGUUUCUCAUCACAAACAGGGUUCAAUCCACUGAUUUAUGGAAACGAUGUUGAUUCUGUUGAUGUGGCAACACGCGUGGCAAUGAUUAGAUUUUUCAACUCUUCAAAUACACUGGGAAAUUUCACAGAACACACAAGAACGCUGCGACUUUAUCCUCGACCAGUGGUGGCCUUUCAGAUGUAUAGCUUCUUAAAGUCUCGACCAUCUCGUACCCACUUUACCGCAAGGCUAGCACGCACACAGGCUGUUGAAUACUAUGCAGAAUGGUCACUGUGUCCAAAGAAUGUGGUGUUCCUUCGGGUACAAACCUCUGUAUUUGACCCACUUUUGAUAGGGGACAAGCCAAAAUGGUAUGCCCACCAGCUUCAGAGCUUGGAAUUUAAAGUGUAUGAUGACAACUCCUCACUCGGAGCAGCCGUUGUUUCCUCUAUGGAUCUUGUCAGUGAUGAUAAUCCUACAGAUGAGAGUGGCAGUGACAGUGAUGGAGCAGAGAGUACCAGUUCAUCCUAUUCUUCACUCAGUGAUUUUGUCACAGAUAUGGUCAACAGUGAAAUUGAUGGAGAACCUCCAUGUUUUGUACCAGAAAAUCAGGUGUUAUCUGUGGAUGAGUCUAAGGUUUACACUCCACCUAACAAGCUCCAUCUACCGGAUACGCCGGUAACCACAAGCGAUUCAGCAUUCUCAAUGCAGGAAAGUGAUCUGAGUAGUUCCGAGUCCUCCAGUCCGACAUACAGCAGGGAGAUCCCAGGGUCGGAGAGAGUUCCCUCAUGUGCUCGAUAAUGGGGUCAGUCAUGGGUCAGAACGGAUCUGUUUAAGUAUGACUCUGGGAAUGUCACCCCUACCAGUAGGUACCUGAACAGUCGCUCUGAGAGCGCAGGAUCAGCCAACAGCACACCAGAGUUGCCAAAGCGACCACCACUUCAGCCUCUCUCUCGCAGCAUCAAUUCUGCAUUUGAAGCUUAUGAGAAAGCAUCAUCUUAUCGACCGAUGGACAAAAACAAUCCAUUACCUGGCGUGGAUAGUAAAGGUGCUCCUAAUGGAGGAGGAUCUAGGCCUCGCCUUCCUAACAAGGACAGCCAAUCAGAUCGCGCCUCCACACCUUCCUCUCUGAUCUCAACUAUCAGUAAUGAGCUCAACGAUAUGGCACAGUCUGCCUCCAACACUAUGUCCGAACUCUUUGCGUGGGAUUCUGAUGAUGAGCGUGAGAUUGAACAGAGAUCAGACCCUGGCUCCACCAGAAGUCCACAGUCUCAGAAGCCUACCAAACCUUUUGCCCCAUUAGGAAACCGAAAGGCCUUAGUUGAAAAAUCUGGCCUUGUAAAGCAUGCCACUCCCCGCAAACAGAAGGAUACGUCUAAACAACCUGGCUCUGACUCCAGGGGUGCAUCCAACAGUGAGAACCAACAGUUCCUGAAAGACAUCGUCACAAAUGUACUCGAUGGACAGGGAGUCAGCUGGCUCAAACUUGGACGCAUACGAAGACUCAUGGAGGACGAAAACUAUCGAAACUUCAUUGUCAGCCGUCUGAACAAAAACUUGGACAAGAAACUGAACGAUGACACACAGCAUUUGGAGGAUGCAUCAAUGACAAAGCAAGUGUUCAAGGGGAUGAUGACCUUAGUGAAGGCCAUUGUACAUGGCCUGGAACAUACCUACCAAAACCAUGGUCUAGGGGGCAUGGCUAGCGCCUAUAUGGUGCUGGAGAUUGCCCACACUCACUAUUGGGCCAAGGAGAUCAUCCCAGGCACUGGCAGCAGUAACCGUAGCGACACAAGUGUCACUCCAGAGAUCAACUCUCCGUAUGGCAGUCACGAGAGUUUGUCAUCACGAAGUGAAGAUUCUCCCCAGAAGUCUGAGUCCCACAGUCUGCACGAAGAACAUAUGGUUGCUGCCCUUGGCUCUCACCGUGCCGGUUUAUUGCCCGCUGUAGGUCACACAUGUCCCGGCUGGACCCGGGCGGAGCGGCCUGUACCUACCCACUAUUCUGAUCACUCCACCUCUAGCAAUAGCACAGAGUCAGGGUCUCCUGUACUGGUAAAUGGUGAAGAGUUUGAGAACAUCGAGAUCCAGUCGAUGUCUUUACACCAGGGAAGUGUUGAUGCUGGCCACGCUACCGUGAUCACAACAGCGCGACAUCCAUUGGACCAGAACCGGAACACUGCCAAGUCCAACAAUCCAAACAAGUGUGACAUCAUCAUCACAACAGGAAGUGGGGUGAGCUCCGAGGCGGUCAUGUCCUCCAACUCCGAUGUGAUGCACCAGAUGGUGAAAAAUAAAGACUUGUUCGCAGAUGGCAAGCGUUUCAGUGUUGACUCGGAAAAUUCAGAGGCAAGUACCCUGAUGUCUAGCAGCUCAGAAACAGUGGGGGAGGAUGAAGGGCAGAGGAAAAAACGGAUAAACCAUCACUCCAUCAGGAGCACUUUGUCAGAUAGCGAGAUGGAAAUGUCAGGGAUGGUGAACUACACCAAGAGAACCCGAUCCCCGAGUACCUUUAGCAACAAGAGCAGUCUGAGUACUGGACACCGCUAUCCUGAAGGCAAGAUGUUGAGUACGUCUCCACUGCCCCUGAGUCCUGAGACUUCCCGUAUGUACCUAUACGAGGGACUUAUCACAAAAGACAGGUCACGGCUGUGGGACCAGAUGCAGUUCUGGGAGGAUGUGUACCUAGAUGCAGUUGCCCAGGAGCGUGACAUCAUUGGCAUGGAUCAAGGACCUGGGGAGAUGAUGGAGAGGUAUAACUCCCUUGGAGACAGUGAGAAAAAGAGAUUGGAACAAGAUGAGGACCGACUUCUGUCCACCAUGUUAUAUAACUUAGCUGGCUUUAUGGUCAUGAUGCGCUGUAACAAACAGGAAAUGAGGAAAAAGGUGCGGCGUCUGCUCGGCAAAUCUCAUAUAGGUCUAGCGUAUAGCACAGAUGUCAACAGUAUAUUGGACCAGGCGAUGACUAUGCAUGGAAAUGAAAUACCAUUGAAGCCUAUGGGAAGCCGUUUCAUGCAAAAACAGUCUUUCACUGUUCAUUGGGGGAGUGAUAAUUCUGGGGACAUGCUCUUCAUGGAGGUGUGUGAUGAUUGUAUCAUACUACGGAGUGUGAUGGGAGCCAUCUGUGACAGGUGGUGGUACGAGAAACUGGUCAAUAUGACAUACUGUCCUAAAACGAAGGUCCUGUGUCUGUGGCGCAAACAUGGUGAAAAGGUCCAGCUCAACCAGUUCUAUACUAAAAAGUGUCGAGAGCUGUAUUUCUGUGUCAAAGAAGCGAUGGAGAAGGCUGCUGCUAGAAACAAUGGAAAAAUUGCAGGUCCAGAACUAGGAGGAGAAUUUCCUGUGCAGGAUUUGAAGUCUGGUCAGGGUGGCCUACUACAAGUGUGCAUGGAGGGGAUUGGUCUCCUUUUAGCCAAUAGCAAGUCAUUUAUUGAGCUAGGUCGAAUCAAGAAAUGUUUCACGCAGAAAGGCGGCAUAUUUGUUCUAGAGGAAUUUGAUACCAAAAAUCGGCAAGUAACGUUGCACAAGUUCAAGUCCAGAAUGGCCAAUCCUAUAGCUUUGAUGAUACACAGAAUCUUUGCCGUCCAGCAUGCUAAGAUGAAGUCGCUCACUGAGCAAGAGGCAGCAGAGAGCUGACCAAAUCUGCUAUGCAGUCCUGUGUGUGUUUUCCUAUGUUGCUGCAGGAAUGGAACAACAACAACCACAAACCUCGUUGUUCCCUAUGCCUACACAACAGAGAAAACAG
Molecule: messenger RNA, 5611 nt
Organism: Pecten maximus
Lineage: Eukaryota; Metazoa; Mollusca; Bivalvia; Pectinida; Pectinidae
Product: MAP kinase-activating death domain protein-like
Biological process (GO): regulation of apoptotic process; regulation of Rab protein signal transduction
Cellular component (GO): cytosol
Molecular function (GO): guanyl-nucleotide exchange factor activity
Source: RefSeq, a predicted model, not a curated record